Periconia digitata is the source of this 2586-nucleotide messenger RNA. NCBI's taxonomy places the organism in Eukaryota, Fungi, Ascomycota, Dothideomycetes, Pleosporales, Periconiaceae. The record is from the annotation of a GenBank genome assembly.
CCCACCAUACUUUAUCAUUCGACGCUACCCAGCACUCCUCACUUCGAAUUCCCCGAGCGAUUCGCCGCUUGAAAGUCAUGGAUAUUCCGCGUGGCCAUGCGAUGCUUCCGCUUAAUGAGGCGGAUUUUCUGGACUUCAUAUACAACUACUACAAAGCUGAAUAUGCACCCAUCCGAUCCUUGUGGUCAACAGCGACAGCUGUUCCAAAUUCGCCGCAGCGUUGGCAAAGAAUGGGCAACGAACUUUUCCCACUCAGCUUCCGACCUGCAAACGCUCAAGCACAGAAGGACCUGGACAGCCUCGAUUAUUUUAUCAGAAAAUGGAACCUAGACGCAACGUUUGUCCGAGGUAUCGUGAUUCGAUAUGCCAAAUAUGAAGAACACGAAAGGCUAGAAAAGAAAUUGUACGAAUGCAACAGAGUAGAUCUGAUGGUACGCAAGGCGCUCAAGGAAAAGCAUCUGAUCGAUAGGCUGUGGCCCUCGCCCGCACCCAGAAAUAUACCGCAAGAUUUAUUACAGCAAGGCGUUCAGGUCAGGCGAUGGUAUGGUGAUAUGUUCGGGAAGUACUUCAAGAGUCUACGCUCUGUGGACGAUUUCGCCCUUAGACCCGAGGUGGAUAGCAAGAUCAAAUCCGCCACCACAUUAAUGCUGGUUCCAUACGCCGACCAUCUGGUGUUUGGCACCGUGGAUCCAAUCAUGCCGAUCGUAGCUAAGGGCGGCGGUUACUCAACAACUGGGGGAAGCAACCAGAUAAAUCGACAAGCAAAACCGGUUUCGUUUGGAGAACCAGCAAGGAUAGAGAUGCGUUUUGAUGCGCCAGCAGAGGUCACUGAAACCUAUGUGAAGAAUGUCGUUAGGCAGUGCCAGUGCUUGAAGUGUGGCACGCAACGGGACGUGCAUUUGAAUAUUUUGGUCGAUCCAAACCCUGGACCUCAUGCUCCUUCAGAAGCGCGGCAGCGGCGUCUCAAUACAGCUUCGGAUAAUUCACGACAGCAGAAAUAUCGCCCUGGAUACAAUAUGCCGGGUGGUCAAGGUUCUACAACUCGCCCACCACUGCCGGAGCGAGCUUUUCCUCGUGCAGAAUCUCCAAGCGCGCCCGAAGUAACUGGAGCGUCACCGCCCGCUCUAAGGAAGCAGUGUUUGCGCUGUACCUUUCUCAAUCAUCCCGACCUUAAAGCAUGUGAAAUGUGCCAGGGCGAACUGCCAGACGCACUUGUCACUGAACCCAGAAAACCUAGUCCACCUCCACCCAAAACAGGCCCUUCACAUAAACACUCUGUAUCAGUACCUUCGGCUAGAAUGGAACAGCCGAAGGAAGGGUUACGGCCAGCACUGCCUAAUCGACAGAGCCUUGGGUCAACUUUGUUCUCCAUCUUUCCCUUUUCACAGCAGCACCAAAAUGAACACCACGUCAACUUACCACCCACACAGCCAUCAGUCCCUACGCUAGAAACCAAAAAGCCUGAUGCUUCUGCACAAGCACACAGCAAGGAUAAGCAGAGCUCCCACGCUCGAUCUGAGUCUGAUUCCGAGUCACGGCCUACUCUUCCGACCAGAAAACCAACCACACCGCCACCUGGGUCCUCCUCGUCCUCCUCCGCCACGCGAGAUCCGGUUGACCACACGGUUAAUACACGUUCUCUUACGGCACAACCUGAGAUGGCUAUGUUGCCAAUAACGCCACCUCCAGCGUCUUCAUCUUCUACAGAACCCCGACCUAUGCCAGUCGGCUUGCCGCAGAAUUUGAUGGAUGAUUACGUACCGGUAUCGACUUCACCAUUUAUGAGAGAGCAGGAGGAAGAGGAUGCAGGGUGGGGAGAGAUGAGCAGAGAGGAGGCGAAGAAGGUUGGCGAUAGCGAUGAUGAUGAUGAUGAUGAUGCCGAGGGCGUCAAUGGGCGGAGGAGCGGCGAAGUUAUGGUGGAUUUAGAUGCUGUUGCUAGAGAGGAGAUGGGGGUAUGGGGGGACAAUUGAGACGUAUAGUAGCUAUGGUAGCAAGCGGAUGCCUUGAUGCCUUAUGAACCAUGGUUAAGGGUGGUUAAAUAUAUAGCUAGCGUUUCUAAUAUUUCAGUAUACAUAUGUAUCGAACUUAUCAGCGCAUCAUAGAUAGCAGGUCCACAGCUGUGUGUGAAUAACUAUCGAUGGAACACUAUACAGCAACAAACAGUAUAGCAAGACACGUCAUGUUCUGAUUGUAAACAGGCAGAAGUUGACCUUGCAUGCAUCAUACCUAGGAAGAAGGAAUCGCUUAGAUGAAUCAUGUCUGGCGUUUGUUCACACAAGUCAGCAAAAUACGGACAAGUAAAAAAAGAAAGAAAAAAAAGGCAUCGCACAUCAUGUAGUGCGCCUACUGCUGGCUGAUGAAGGCGGUGAUUCAUGACUGCAUGUCUGAUGGGAAUGAGUGGCUGAGAGUUCUUCUCCAUGUUGCCGUGUUGAAAGCGGCGGCCUCCCAGCCUACCCAAGACCGGAAAGGAUACAUAGAUUAACGCUCUCCGGCUGUUUGUACCAGGUUUGACUUGAUGGAGUUCACCCUGUAUGUUAUCAGCCCCCCGCUGGUUGCCUUGCUCUGAGUCCUGGGUACAUAUGUAAC